AUGGAAGGUCGGAUGGUACCUUGCGUCGGCACCGUCAUGACGUGGUUCGUCUCUGCACGCCGCUGGACAGCUGGUGACGGGAUGGAUCUCCACAUCGACAUCGCCUUGACGCGCCCACCUACGCCGUCGGACACCGCGGCUUACGGCGAAUUCGAGUCGCUCUCCACUACAACCCGAAGUCGUGGUUCCAUAGUGGAGUUCGGCCGUGCCACAACGGCACAUGGCAGCCCUAUUCAGGGAUGGCACUGCCAGCCCCCACGAGGGGAAAGGCCUAGAAAAGGUGGCCUAAACAUUGCUGAGUACCACGCCGUCUCCAGGCUAGCCAGGGCCGCAGACGUCGAAUCAUGGUCGAAACAAUCGAAAUCGAAACAACAACAAUACCAAUGACAACAACAACAACAACAACAACAACAACAACAACAACAACAACAACAACCAUACUCAUUCUCCUUAUCCUACCUCUUCUACCUCUUUCUCUGAAUUUUCUUCUGCCUAUUCUUCUCCUUCGUCACCUUUUUCUCCAUCUCCCUCCAGUCGCCCCACUCGUUGUCACCAGACUAGCAGGGUGAGUCCGCUAACUCUGGCAGCCUGGAAUGCUCGUUCCCUUUUAGACAAUCCGCGGAGCAACCGACCGGAACGGAGGACAGCGUUAGUGGCACGAGAACUGGCGUGCUACAAGGUGGACAUCGCCGCACUCAGCGAGACCCGUUUCUCCGAACAAGGCCAACUGGAAGAGGUGGAAGCCGGUUACACCUUCUACUGGAGUGGUCGACUCAGGGCAGAGCGACGAGACGCGGGUGUUGCCUUUGCCAUCCGGAAAGACACCGUGGGACGACUGCCCAGACUGCCGCAGGGCAUCAACGAUCGCCUGAUGAGCCUACGUCUGACUGCGGAGUGGGGGCAAAUUCGUAACCAUCAUCAGCGCCUACGCUCCGACGAUGACCAACCCCGACGCCGUCAGAGACAAAUUCUACGAGAACUUGCCCGCUCUCUUGGCGACUGUGCCGUAGGGGGAAAAGUUGAUUGUCCUUGA
This is a messenger RNA of Spirometra erinaceieuropaei, 1033 nucleotides long. The record is from the annotation of a GenBank genome assembly. NCBI's taxonomy places the organism in Eukaryota, Metazoa, Platyhelminthes, Cestoda, Diphyllobothriidea, Diphyllobothriidae.